GUGGUGACGUAAUUGCCCUGCGACGUUACCGGAAGAGACGUGGCAAAAAAUGCAACCUGCUAUAAAAAUAUAGAGGAUAGUACCUGAGAGUGUACAGUUCCAUGUUGAUAUUUGCAUCAGUUUGUGGUUAACUGGUAUUUUUAUUGAUCUUUUAAGACAGACCAUGGGUUUAUGCAAGUGUCCUAAGAGGAAGGUAACGAACUUGUUCUGCUUUGAACAUCGUGUCAACGUUUGUGAGCACUGUCUUGUAUCCAAUCACAAUAAGUGUAUUGUACAGUCAUACCUACAGUGGCUACAAGACAGCGAUUACAACCCAAACUGCAGCCUGUGCAGCCAGCCCUUAGAUUCCCAGGAGACUGUUCGGCUAGUUUGUUAUGAUUUAUUCCACUGGUCAUGUCUGAAUGAGCUCGCCUCCCGUCAGCCUUUCUACACGGCACCUGCUGGGUACCAGUGCCCUACAUGCCAGGGUCCAGUGUUCCCACCCCCAAACCUGGCCAGUCCUGUUGCAGACAUGCUGAGAGAACAACUGUCCUAUGUCAACUGGGCUAGAGCAGGACUGGGCCUUCCGCUGAUUGAAGAUCCACCAAAGAGUGAGGAAAGUACAACACAUGACAUUACAUGCUACUCUGAGUGGUCAUCUUUUGAGACCCCUACAGUGGAUAUAACUUUGUCAAACCCCACACCCACCAGUCUACCACUUGAUCAGGAUGUGGAACACAUGCACAAAAAUGGAGAAAUGAGUGCCCAGAAUCACUCUGCCAUCAGUAUGAGCACCACCUCUACCACCGAUACAAUCACCAUUAACACAGCUGUAUCCCCAAGAAAGGUAUACGACACGCGGGAUUCAGGACACAGUGCAGUGAUGCAGAUUGACUUUGAUGAUGAUAAAUACCGCAGACGGCCUGCCCUUAGCUGGUUUGCACAGGUUCUAAAGAAUCGUACUGGCACUAAGAAAAAGGCCCUCACACUGAAACAGCGAAUCUUCAUGUUGCUGUUGGUUGGAGUGAUUGGUUUCUUUACCCUCAUUAUAAUCAUGGCCAAACUGGGUCGAGCCUCAGCUGAGACAGAUCCGAACCUGGAUCCCAUGCUGAAUCCCCACAUCAGGGUAGGCAACAUGUGAUGGAUCCACUUCCUGCUAAAACUCUAUGUGGAUUCAGCCUGCAGUUUGACUUUACUUAUAAAACAUGAUUUGAAAAUGCUGGAGAAAGAAUGUUCCUCAGGAUUCUUGGACUAGUGUGAAAAUACAACUGUUUGGACUGUGGUAGGAAAGUGUGACUUGGUGGUCAGCCAUAAAGAAGAUGGAGAUGGUCAAGUUGUUGUCGCACAACAAAUCUCAGAUUUCUCUUGAGUGAGAUUAUAUAGGCUCUAUAAGUGUGCAACUGUGUAUUAUUCAGCUCUAUAAUUAUCCAUUGCAUACCCUUCUUAAAAUUGGGAUAAAAGAUUUUGCCAAUAUUUUGAAAUCUUAAAUUUUUUUUAUAAUAUGCACAGAACUCAUUAAGACUACAUGUGGAAUUGGUGGGGUUAUUGCUUCUCUGAGGUGUCAAAAUUUUGGUUACAUUUAUUAAUUGCUGAUCAGUUAGCAACCCCUGUAUGUGAGAAGGAUUUUGCAUAUACACAUAUAUACUUUGCUGUAUCUACUAAAAUGCUUUAGUAGAUACAACCUUAAAAUAGGCAGGUGCAAACUGUACUCGGUAAAUUAAAUGUUUGGGUCAUAUUUCAUCAAAAAAAUAUUUGUAUUACAAAAAUGAAGCCUAUUUUAGGGCUAUUACAGUUUUUACAUCGUGACAUUAUUGUUGUGCCAAUUAUAGUCUCUCCCUACAUGUCCAUUACUGUUAA
Messenger RNA from Sinocyclocheilus rhinocerous, 1836 nucleotides. RefSeq names its product zinc finger protein-like 1 (gene zfpl1). The record is from RefSeq and is a predicted model, not a curated record. The transcript has 8 exons. Gene Ontology annotation, cellular component: Golgi apparatus. The coding region runs from base 164 to 1120 and encodes 318 amino acids. Lineage: Eukaryota; Metazoa; Chordata; Actinopteri; Cypriniformes; Cyprinidae.